GAAAAUGAACAUAAUAUUCAAUUAUACCGAUAUAAAAAACUGUACGGCAAAGUGCAAACUCUGCGAAAGAGUUAUUAAAACAAGUGGAAACUCUAUCAACUUGACUUCGCACCUCAAAAACAAAAAUUCCGAUGUUUUCGCAAAAUGUGCGCAGAAGAAGUUGGCAACAAAUAUUGAAAAAGUUCCAACAAUAAGCGAAUCUUUCAAGAGUACUGAGGCUUUUAAAGAAGACGGGUAUAAGUCAAAGGAGAUUGCUGACGCAAUUGUAUAUAUGAUAUGCAAGGACAACAUACCAGUGCGAUGCGUCGAAGAAGAAGGUUUCAGAGGAAUGCUAAACAAAUGUGUACCGCAUUUCAAAAUUCCUUGCAGAACCAAGAUUACAACAAUGAUUGAGGAUAAAUACAGGCAGUGUGUGGAAACAGUGAAUGCAAUGUUGAGCGCUGUGCCGGACGUAGCGUUUACCUGCGACGCAGUUACUGUUCCGAAUUCAAGUCGCUCUUUUCUGACAGUCACUGCUCAUUUCGUUUAUAAAGAGUCUCUAAACACUAUACGCCUUAAUUCUACAAGAAUGGAUCAGAUGUUGAGAAACAAGAAGAUUAUGACGAUUUUAUGAGCUCCCACAAUUACUCAACUCAAAGGGACAUGCACGAUGACAAUAAAGAGAACAAGGAGCUCA
Drosophila suzukii is the source of this 676-nucleotide messenger RNA. Lineage: Eukaryota; Metazoa; Arthropoda; Insecta; Diptera; Drosophilidae. The record is from RefSeq and is a predicted model, not a curated record.